Pleuronectes platessa (European plaice) is the source of this 3412-nucleotide messenger RNA. It is a transcript of the gene fam49al, whose product is annotated as family with sequence similarity 49 member A, like. Gene Ontology annotation, biological process: regulation of actin filament polymerization. Gene Ontology annotation, molecular function: small GTPase binding. Lineage: Eukaryota; Metazoa; Chordata; Actinopteri; Pleuronectiformes; Pleuronectidae. The coding region runs from base 573 to 1547 and encodes 324 amino acids. The record is from RefSeq and is a predicted model, not a curated record. The transcript has 12 exons.
CAGAAGAGAGCUGCAGGGAAUAUAUUUGAGGAACCUGCUCUGAUGUCAGAAGCAAAUAUAAGAGAGAGGCGACUUCACGCUUUGCAUUCAGAUUGAAAUGAUAGAGAAAUGUAAAUGACAUGAAGACAUCAUACUGUGCUUCUUUUAUACUAACAAUCUCACCCAGGAGGGUUUAACCCCUCUGGGCUGCAUCUUGCACGCAGAGCGAAGACAGAAAACCACAGGCCUUUAAAUAGAUGACUGAAAAAGAGAAGUGUGAAGUGGACAGAGAUACACACGCCGCGGGGACAGAGGGCGAAAAAGCAAGAGAACAGAAGUUUACAUCAGUCUGUAAUAAAGCAGAAAGUGGCAGAGGGAGAGGGACUCCAGAUAACACUCGGAGCUGGGCUAACCUGGGACUUUACUCACAGCUGCAGCUUCACAAAGCAGGACACCAAAGACGAGGACAGGAGGAGGAAGGGAGGAACUGUGUGAACGAGGAAGAGGUCGCCAGCCAUGGGGAACCUCAUUAAGGUCCUUGGCAAGGAUUUAGAGAACUGUCCACAUUUUUUCCUGGACUUUGAAAGGGGCUCAUGGGAAACCUCCUGAAAGUGCUGGCUUGCGCCGAACUUGAGCAUGGCCCGAUAGUUUUCCUUGACUUUGAACAUGCCCAGCCCACGGAGGCAGAGACAGCCGUGUGGAACCAGGUCAGCGCUGUGCUGGAGGAGGCUCAUGGGAUCCUGGCCGAGCUGCAGUCCUAUAACGGCGCGGGCCAGGAGAUACGAGAAGCCAUCCAGAACCCAGGUGACCUUGCUCUGCAGGAGAAGGCCUGGAACGCAGUCUGCCCCCUGGUGGCCAAGCUGAAGAGGUUCUACGAGUUCUCCCUCCGACUGGAGAACGCCCUGCGGAGCCUGCUGGAGGCGCUGACGAGCCCGCCCUACGCUCCCAUGCAGCACCUGGAGAGAGAGCAGGCCCUGGCCAAACAGUUUGCUGAGAUUCUUCACUUUACGCUCAGCUUCGAUGAACUAAAGAUGACAAACCCUGCCAUUCAGAAUGACUUCAGCUACUACAGGAGGACCAUCAGCAGGAACAGGCUGAACAACCAGCAGCUGGAAGCUGAGAACGAGGUAAACAAUGAGAUGGCCAAUCGGAUGUCCCUGUUCUACGCCGAAGCGACGCCAAUGCUGAAGACUCUGAGCAACGCCACCACCAAGUUUGUCUCAGAGAAUAAGACCUUGCCCAUAGAGGACACCACGGACUGUCUGAGCACCAUGGCCUGUGUGUGUCGUGUCAUGCUGGAGACUCCGGAGUACCGCUGUCGGUUCACCAACACAGACACCAUGCUGUUCUGUAUGAGGGUGAUGGUGGGUGUCAUCAUCCUCUACGAUCACGUUCACCCUGUCGGAGCUUUUGCCAAGACCUCCAAAAUUGAUAUGAAGGGCUGCAUCAAGGUGCUGAAAGAGCAACCGUCCAACAGUGUGGAGGGACUUCUGAAUGCACUGAGGUACACAACACGGCAUCUAAAUGAUGACAGCACCUCCAAACAAAUCAGGGCCCUCCUGCAAUGAGCAGAGGAGGAGAGAGCGAGGAAGAGAGGGAAGGUGUGCACUUGGAGAAGGAGGAAGAAGAAGAGGAGGAGGAGGAGGAAACAAACACCAGUGGCUGAUGAACCUGUUUGUUUACAAUGAACAACGCCACCUGAUGAUAAUAGGAAGAGCAAAGUAAUUAUAUAUAUUGUCAGCUGUCCAUCAUUCUGUCUCUCAUUUUGUAAAGUAAGAAAAGAGAAAAAAGCCAGAAAAGAAAAUAUAGAUAUAUAUUAAAACAAGUGAAACACACGCAGCAGAUGAAAAAUAGGUAGUUUAAAGAAGAAGCUAUAUUGGGGAAAAAAAUGUAAGGUCAGAACUUGAAGUUAAGUGAUAAUGUACAAAAAAAAAAGGGUUCAUAUUCCAACGGUAGUCUGACAAGUAUUUUUGCACACACUUUGAAAACAAUGCCAUCUCCUCCCCCCCCGAAAUCUGGUCCCACACUGGUUCCUGCAGACUUUCCCCACGGCCCCCCCUCACACGCUCAGAUUUGCCGGCCUCCUUCAGCCGCACCGAUCUCCACCCAGUGAAGCAAUGUGAUGGAGACACGACUCCGGAGAUUUGCUUCCACCUGUUUUCCUUUCUUUUCUACAUCGGUGCAGCUGAGGGAGAGGAGGCACACGUGUUUUUAGGACGCUUUCAUUUCAACCACAUUUUGUUCUCCCGUUACCCAUCACCCCCUCUGCCCACCCGAUCGAUCCCUCCACGUGUUUCUUUCCCCUUGGCACAACAAUAACCCAUCGCCCUCACCGCUGUACAUGUUCCGGCACAAAACAUCUCACGAGUCCUCUGGCUUUACUUGAACAUUGUUCACCCUCUCUCUUUCUCUCCAUGGUGCUAAUGUGGUUUAGAUAUCACAGUCUGAGCUUUGUUAGAUCUCACUUAGCAGGAAAACAGAGGGUGUUUUCAUCUUCCUGUUUGCUUUAAUAUGUAGAAACUCAUGUUCUAAUAUCAGCAGACGAGCUUCUCAGCUUUUCUGUGGUUUCACCUUAGUGCACCAACCGGGACAAAUCUGAGUAGGAUCCAUGUAAGUCAAUCUAGCACACGUGCUUCUUCACCCAGUGCCAAAGCUGACUGGUUCACGCUCGAAAUACAUCAUCACUCCAAGGCUGGAGGAGGUGGGGUUGAGAGGGGGAUGGAGUCUUGUACAAAACUGAAAAAACAUCACAGAUAAUCAUCAUGAGUAGAAUGAUAGAAUUACACAAAUCAGAAGGUGGUGCUCAAAAUUUGCAAGCACGCCUGUCAGGAGAGCUAUCCGAGUGUUCACCGUGUAAAUGUGUGAGGCUUUUUCUCAACGGGCAUCUCCAUGGUCAGCGCGGGUCCUCGAGGAAAAACACGACAAACAUCCGCAUACAACUAGAGUUCUUUAGUUUCGUACGAGGUCGAUGAAGUUGUUGAACAAGUGGGGAAAUCAAAAAAGGAGAAUAAAAAAAGACUCAAAGGGAGAUUAAAAAUGAAGUGCUGUACUUUGGAUGUCUAUAGCCCUUAGUCUAAUUUCAUUUGAUCUUAUAAUAUAUUUUCUAUACAGGGGUAUGUGCACAAGCAUAUUCUGUAUAAAUAUAUAGAUGGCAUGUUGUAAAAGUUCUGACAGAAAUGUGUAAAUAAGGUGUUUUUAUUCAUUUUUAAUUGUUCAGUGAUGCUGAAAUUGGGUAUGUGUUGUCUCUCAGAAUUACCAUGCGUUUGGCUUGGACCAUCGGACUUGCCGUAGUCAUAGGUUUCAGAACUUCAGCUUCAUUAUGGCGAAAGAACCGGAGGGAGGGGAGGGACGCUGAGGGGUGGGUGGGGGCUGUCCAUUUGCUUGUUAUUUUGUACAUUUUGUGCAACAAUAAACUUGUCAUUUAUUACAUUAA